AUGGUGCAUCUCUCGUUGGGCGAUCCGGAGGUGGGAGCUGUUAAUUUUAAUGUAUUAAAAACUCUGCUAUUACAAAUGUUAAAAGCUAUGAAUUUAUUUAAUCAUAAACCGGAUUCAAUGUCAGACGAUGAUAGACGAUCAUUGAAAGAAGCACUCAGUGUUCAAACAUCAUCACCGUCAAAUGAUAAACGUCAGAUUAAAUUCAAAGAUGAUACAUCAGUUGAAAAACUCGAUAUUCUCGAGGAUAACAAGUCAACAACAACAACAACAGAUAGUGGAAACAUGAAACCAAAAAGACGUGAUCGAAGUUCUGAACGAUUAGCAUUAAUCGAAGAAAAAGUAUUUCGAUUUGAAAGUCAAUUAGAUGCAUUCAAUCAAAUGCCAUCAAAUGAUGAAUUAAUUGAAAAAGCUAAAGGAAUUAGAAAAACAUCGCCUAGAACAGUAAAUGAUGGUGGUGAAGAAAAAAAGAAGAGUUCAAAUAAAGGUCCAAUACUAGAAGUAUGGCAAUAUACACAAUUAGAAAAACGAAUUGAAUCAGCUGAAAAUGGAAUAACUAGACUUGCCUCGUUGCUACAAGAUUUACUAUCUGAUAUGAGUGAUUUGAAAGAGUCACAAGAAUCAAUGAAAAAUGGUCUGGAUAUAUUCAAAAAACAGCAAGAAGAUUUGAAAAAUUUGUAUGAUGCAUUGAACACAGAAAAACAAGAUUGGGCAAAAAAAAGUGACAUUGAAGAUUUAAAUGAGACAAUACGCAAUCUUCAAAAUACGUUGACGACAUUACGUGAAGAUUUAGAUAAGCUAUCGCAAUCGACCAGUAACGAGGAAUCAAUUGAUUUAGCUAAUUAUGCCACAUGGGAUAAAUUAGAAGAUGCACUACGAGGUAUACGUGAAACAGUCGAAAAAUCAUCAGCUGCCGCAAUGGAAGCUGCAAGAAAUGCAAUUCGACUACCGAUUGUUGAACGACACCCAUUGAUCAAAUCUAAGGUCACGACGUCGACCGAUGAAACAUCGACCCCCAGAAUAUCGUCCGGUAGUACACCAUCAAAAACUUUAGCUGAUUUAUUGGAACAAUUGGGCACAUUAAAUAAACGGCAUGAACAAUUGAGUGCUAUUGUUGAAAGUCUAAAGGAUAAAAAGCUUGAUCGAGACGAAUUUGAAAAAUUUAAAGCAAACAGAGAUUUAUAUGAAAAAAUACAAGCGCUUGAAAAACAAUUACAUGAUCUUCUACAACAACGAAAUAAAUCAUUAACGUUAAUUGAUACUAUGAAAGAAAAACUUGUAUUUUUGAAAACCAGUAGCAAAGAAACAAGUCAUAAUAAUUGGAAGAUUUUGGGUUAUAAACUAAGAAAAUGUCAUCAUGAAAUUCGAAUAAUGAAUGAACAAAAUUUACGUAAAAUAUUAUUGAGAGAAUUUCAAUGGAUAAAAGAUUUAUUUGAAUUGUUAAUUGAACUUCUAUUUACAUCAAAGUUUAAUGCUUCAGAUUUAUAUGUAUGUCAUUCAUUGUCGAACGAGUCAGUUGUUGAACGAUCAACUAGAGUCGAUACUAAUACGGAUUUAGAAUAUCGACUAUCAAUUCUAAACGAAUUAGGGAAAGAGGAAACGCUAGAAUGUAAAGAUUGUACAAAAACAAAACUCACUGAUCAAGAACAAGAAUUUUUAGAUUGUAAUAGAAUUGAAUGUAAUCAACCAUUAAACCCGUCUGAAGCCAUGCAAGAUUUUCAAACCGCUCUUCAACGUUUACGUGAAGAAAUUGAUAACUUAAAACAACUUGUUCAAGAGUUAAUUGAUAAUGCCAAAUUAUCCGUUCAAGACAUUGAGAAAGCAGAUAAACGUGAUUUAGAUAAUCGCGUUCUUAAAAAAGAUUUUCAUGUUGCUUGCGGUGAACUCGCGCAGAGUGUCAAUGACUGUUUACAAAAAUUCAAUACGCACGAUGACGUACAGAAACAAGAUUUGGAAAAGAUUACGCGUGAUGUCGAUAGUAAAUUGGAUCGUGGUGAAUUGAAUGCAUUACGUGAUUACAUUGAGAAACAAUUGAAAAAAUUGAAAAAAAUGGCUAAAGAUCAGCAAACUCAGCAACAACAUGUUCAUAUGAUGUCGGAAGAUGAAGCAGCUGGACUCCGAAAACAAUUGAUUCGUUUUCAUUGUAUAUCAUGUGAUAGACCCAUCGACGUUGCACCACGUGAGACACAACCAAGUUUGCCAGCUGAACGUGGUAUCAGACCCAUACAAUCACCUCGUCCAUACACAACAUUUGAAUUGGAUCAAAUUAGACAGUUUCAGAAAAGUCAACAAUUCAACAGCGAUUAUGGUUAUGAUGUGUAUGCAAGUGUCAGACAAUGUGGUGGUAGUCAUACAACGACUCUGCCAUUCAAACGUCAAGCCAAAACACAACCCACAGUACCAGAAGAAACACCACUGACAAAAAGUGAAGUUGAUAUUCAAGGACACGAUGGACAUAUUUAUAAAGGUAGGAUAGAUGCGAAAUUAUCCGUUGAUAUAUCAAAAAAACAAGGCAUGAUUAUGUUAACGCGUCCUCGUUCUGCGACACAAAUAACUCGCGCACAAUUGAGCGAUGUGGACGCUGCGGGCAUAGGAACAGAUACUGCGUAUCCAACUGAUAUUGGCGGUGGUAACAGUUUAGCUCUUCCUAAUGCUGGAAUUGAACAUGGUUCUCUAUUGGUUCGUCAACAACAAGAACCAAGACAAGAACCGACUACAACUGAUAUGAGAUUUAACUAA
Messenger RNA from Didymodactylos carnosus, 2736 nucleotides. NCBI's taxonomy places the organism in Eukaryota, Metazoa, Rotifera, Eurotatoria, Philodinida, Philodinidae. The record is from the annotation of a GenBank genome assembly.